AACUACACCCGGCGGUUUAAACCCCCUUCUUUUGCAAACCAACACCAUUUUCUUUCUCUCCAAUCCACUAUCCAUACCCGUCAAUGGCGUUCGGAUCAGCCUCUCUGAUGUGGUUUCGAAAAGGUCUUCGGAUCCACGACAACCCGGCCCUCGAUUACGCUUCCAAGGGCACCGCCGUCUGCUACCCUGUUUUCAUUAUCGACCCCCAUUACAUGAAACCCGACUUGAACGCGUUUUCCCCCGGGUCAUCUCGGGCCGGGUUGAACCGAAUACGGUUCUUGCUUGAGAGCCUAGUGGAUUUGGAUUCCAACCUCAAGAAGCUCGGAUCCCGGUUGCUGGUUCUCAAGGGGGAACCAGGCGAGGUCCUUGUUCGUUGCCUAAAGCAGUGGGAUGUGAAAAAGCUUUGCUUUGAGUAUGAUACUGAACCAUAUUACCAAGCUUUAGACGUUAGAGUCAAGGAAUAUGCAUCUACAGCUGGACUUGAGGUUUUCUCUCCUGUGAGUCACACACUCUUUAACCCUGGUGAUAUCAUACAAAAGAAUGGAGGAAAGCCACCGCUGACUUAUCAAUCAUUUUUGAAACUUGCUGGGCAACCGUCAUGGGCAUCAUCUCCGCUUACGACCUCACUUCCUUCGCUUCCUCCUGUUGGAGAUUUUGGAGAUUGUGAAAUUUUUGUAGUUCCAACGCUAAAAGAACUUGGCUAUGAAGUCACGGAACAGGAGGAUUACUUAACUCCUUUUAGAGGAGGUGAAUCUGUAGCCUUGAAGAGGUUAAGAGAUUCAUUAAGUGACAAGGAGUGGGUGGCAAAGUUUGAGAAACCUAAGGGUGACCCAUCUGCAUUUCUGAAGCCAGCAACAACUGUUUUAUCACCUUAUUUGAAAUUUGGAUGUCUGUCUUCAAGAUACUUUUAUCAAUGCCUUCAAGAUGUACACAAGAUGGUGAAAAAGCACACAUCACCCCCAGUCUCCCUUGUUGGACAGUUACUAUGGCGGGAUUUCUUCUAUACUGCAGCCUUUGGCACUCCUAAUUUCGAUCAGAUGAAGAAUAGUACAAUAUGCAAACAGAUUCCUUGGAAUGAUAAUGAUGAACUAUUGGCAGCUUGGAGGGAGGGUAGGACUGGGUACCCUUGGAUUGAUGCUAUCAUGAUGCAGCUUCACAAGUGGGGUUGGAUGCACCAUCUAGCACGACAUUGUGUUGCGUGUUUUCUGACCCGUGGGGAUCUGUUUGUUCACUGGGAGAAAGGUCGUGAUGUUUUUGAGAGGCUUCUGAUUGAUUCUGAUUGGGCUAUUAAUAAUGGAAAUUGGCUAUGGCUAUCAUGUUCCUCAUUUUUCUAUCAGUACAACCGCAUAUACUCCCCUAUCUCAUUUGGAAAGAAGUAUGAUCCAAAUGGAAACUAUAUCAGACAUUUUCUUCCUAUAUUGAAAGACAUGCCGAGGGAGUACAUCUAUGAACCCUGGACGGCUCCUCUAAGCAUUCAAACUAAAGCAAAGUGCAUUAUUGGAAAAGAUUAUCCAAGACCAGUGGUAUUCCAUGAUUCUGCUAGCAAAGAAUGCAAGAGGAGGAUGGGUGAAGCUUAUGCAUUGAAUAAAAAGUCGAAUGGAUUGGUUAGUGAAGAAGAAUUGAUUAGCUUAAGAAGGAGAUUGGAUGAAGAUACGAACAACCAAGUCCAAGAGGUCAAAACAAAAAAGCAAAAGACAAUUGCUGAUUGGAUGAGUGCAAAAUAGUAUGUUGGUUCCAUCAUCAUUUACUUUAUUAUUAUAUAUCUUUUGCAAAAUAGACAUUUCUUAAAAUGAAUUUUAGAGAAUUGCUUAUGUUUUUAAACUUUUUGUAAAAUACCAUUUUUUACUACGCUCAACCACACUUGACAGCAACACCACCUCAAUUAUGUGGAAAUAUUAUUUUGCAAAGAAACUUUUUACUA
Molecule: messenger RNA, 1921 nt
Organism: Humulus lupulus (European hop)
Lineage: Eukaryota; Viridiplantae; Streptophyta; Magnoliopsida; Rosales; Cannabaceae
Product: (6-4)DNA photolyase
Exons: 14
Coding region: 84-1724 (546 amino acids)
Biological process (GO): circadian regulation of gene expression; entrainment of circadian clock by photoperiod
Cellular component (GO): nucleus; cytoplasm
Molecular function (GO): DNA binding; FAD binding
Source: RefSeq, a predicted model, not a curated record